ACUAGCUAGGCACUAACCAUGGCGUUACGCAUAUGCAAGUCUGUUUUAAGACAAUGUCUCCGUUAUCCGGUGAUCUCUACUUUGUCCGCGCCCCUUGAAAAUGCGUCAUUACGAGCAGGUUGUUCGCUUCUUCUUCCAGGGUUAAGUGGGAAAACCGUGUUUCGUUUUACUCCCACUUGCUUUAUAACAUCAGAGGCGUUUUUGGACAGACUGGCGAAAGGAAAACCGGCUGGUACACAUGACGGCCCCGGUCAUUAUCCGGUCUCUGUUCCUGCGCAUGGCGCCGAACAGCUGUCCCUUUUACUGAAAGACCCAGAUCAGCCUGCAAAUCCGAAGUCCUUAAAAGUGGCUGUAAUCGGAGCACCAAAUGCCGGGAAGUCAACACUGACUAAUCAGCUCCUUGGCAGGAAGUUAUUUGCCGUAUCCAAAAAAGUUCACACAACGAGGUCGCGUGCCCUUGGUGUGCUUACAGAAGAUGACACCCAAAUUGUUCUGCUGGAUACUCCAGGUCUCACGACUCCCUCCAAAGUUAAGAGACAUCACUUGGAAUCAUCUCUCUUAUUGGAUCCUAUGGAUUCUCUUCAGGAAGCUGACAUGGUGGUGGUAUUAGUGGAUGUGUCAGACAAGUGGACCAGAAGCAGACUGGAUUUCGAGGUGCUGAAAUGUUUGGCUCACAAUCCACGCGUCCCUGCCGUCCUCGUGCUGAAUAAGGUGGACCUCCUGAAAAACAAAACCGCUCUGCUGGACAUCACGUCAGCGCUGACGGAGGGAAUGGUCAACGGACAGAGGCUGAGAGUGCACAGCGCGGUAAAGCCACGCCCCAGACAAGCCCCCGUCAGACAGCCCACCCCGCCCCCCGCGCCCACACAGACCCAGGACACCCCCCCAGGGGGGCAGGCCCGGCGGGCUUUAAGCGGAGAGGAGCUGAUGGAGCUGAAGAAACGACAUGGGUGGCCCCAUUUUAAGGAUGUCUUUAUGCUGUCGGCGGUGGACGGAGAGGACGUGGAGACCCUGAAGAUGUACCUGGUGGUGGCGGCAAAGCCAGGGCCAUGGCAGUAUCACAGUGAUGUGCUGACAGAUCAGACUCCAGAAGACGUCUGUAUCAACACAGUCAGGGAGAAGCUUCUUGAAUACCUCCCUCAAGAAGUACCUUACACAAUGACUCUGCACAUUGAACAGUGGACGGAGACUGAGCAAGGGGAGCUUGAUAUAUCUGUGAAGCUACACGUGAAGAAAGACAGCCACAUGAGGAUGGUGAUUGGCCAGGGAGGUCACAUGGUGGCCAAGAUGGCCAGAGAAGCGGGGAACGACCUUAGUGAUGUGUUCAUGCGAGAAGUGAGGUUGAAAAUCUCCGCUAAACUGAAGCACUGAGAUGGACGUGCGGAGAGGUGGGGGUGAAGCUUCUGUCCGUGAGGCUCUCACUGACGGAGGAGAAGAGAUGGACUGUGUUCUCCUGUCUCCAGCACCUCCACACUAGACCAGAUACUGACCAGCAGUCAUAAAAUCUCCUGUUGAGUUGUUAAGCUGAAACUCUGGACAAAACUGCGACACGUCUUUGUCAAAAAAAAA
Chanos chanos (milkfish) is the source of this 1569-nucleotide messenger RNA. RefSeq names its product Era-like 12S mitochondrial rRNA chaperone 1 (gene eral1). The coding region runs from base 19 to 1371 and encodes 450 amino acids. The record is from RefSeq and is a predicted model, not a curated record. Gene Ontology annotation, biological process: ribosomal small subunit assembly. The transcript has 11 exons. NCBI's taxonomy places the organism in Eukaryota, Metazoa, Chordata, Actinopteri, Gonorynchiformes, Chanidae. Gene Ontology annotation, molecular function: ribosomal small subunit binding; GTP binding; rRNA binding. Gene Ontology annotation, cellular component: mitochondrial matrix.